Messenger RNA from Ricinus communis (castor bean), 6894 nucleotides. RefSeq lists its product as uncharacterized. Gene Ontology annotation, molecular function: snoRNA binding. The transcript is spliced from 39 exons. NCBI's taxonomy places the organism in Eukaryota, Viridiplantae, Streptophyta, Magnoliopsida, Malpighiales, Euphorbiaceae. Gene Ontology annotation, cellular component: t-UTP complex; small-subunit processome; 90S preribosome. The coding region runs from base 140 to 6607 and encodes 2155 amino acids. The record is from RefSeq and is a predicted model, not a curated record. Gene Ontology annotation, biological process: positive regulation of transcription by RNA polymerase I; maturation of SSU-rRNA from tricistronic rRNA transcript (SSU-rRNA, 5.8S rRNA, LSU-rRNA).
UAUUUGAAACCUGACGCAUGCUCAACCCAAUAGUUUUUAUUAGGGUUUAAGCCCUGUUCUUUCAAUUUUGCACCUUAUAGACUUCUCUCUUUCUCUAAUAAAACCUUGUUUUUGCUUCUGUACUUUUACACAAAAAACCAUGGCGACAAAUUUAGCUUCUCAGUUAGCAGCAAUUAGGUCUGCAAUACAAACCGAUACCGAGUCCCAAAAACGACCUAUCGUUCGUCCUUCCAUUCUGUUUGAUCCUAAAGAAGCUGCCGAUAUUGAUAUUGAUACUAUUUUCAACAUUGCCAUUUCAGGUAUAGAAGUUCUUAUAGCUCUUGAUGAACGCUUUAGAAACUAUAGAAACGAUCUGUUUAGUGAUAAAAGUAAAGAAUUGAAUAGAGAAUUAAUGACUCAAGAGGAGAACAGCCGUAUCAAUGCAACCAUUGGUUCUUACUUAAGGUUACUAUCUGGUCAUCUUCAGUUACCUGCUGCUCACAGAACACUUGAGUAUUUGAUUCGCAGAUACAAAAUACAUGUUUACAAUGUUGAGGAUUUGAUUCUAUGUGCCUUGCCUUAUCAUGAUACACAUGCUUUUGUUCGGAUAGUUCAAAUAAUUGACACAAGAAAUAGUAAAUGGACAUUUUUGGAGGGUGUUAAAAACUCUGGUGCGCCACCUCCCAGAAGUGUUGUUGUGCAGCAGUGUAUUCGUGAUAUGGGAGUUUUGGAGGCUCUGUGCAAUUAUGCAUCUCCGAUAAAGAAGCUUCAACCAUCAAGACCUGUAAUCAGCUUUUGCACGGCAGUUGUUAUUGAAAUUUUGGGUUCUAUACCUGUUGUUAAUAGUGAUAUUGUAAAAAGAAUCCUUCCGUUUGUAGUUUCUGGACUUCAGCCUACCCCCAAAGGGGGCUUAGAUCACAAGGCUGGUGCUUUAAUGAUUGUUGCUUUGUUAGCAAAUAAAGUUUCACUGGCUCCUAAGCUUGUCAAAAGUUUGAUUCGGUCAAUUUCUGAGUUGGCUCGAGAAGAUGCAAAAGAGCUGACUGAUCUGCAAUGGCUUCGUUUAUCAGUCAUGGCUUUAGUUAACCUUGUUCAGUUGCAAUCCAUUGAUGCGUUUCCAAAGAAAGCUUUGGAGUUUUUGAAGGAUACUAGGGAUAUUGCUGGGGUUCUUUUAGAACUCUCUAAGGAGUUCAAUAUUGACAAAUUCCUUUCUGUGCUUUUGGAAUCUCUCGUUGACUACAGUUGUUCUGAUGAUGCAAGUUGUUGUGCUUUGAUAUCCGUAAUCGAGACUGUUCCAAUAAAGAAUUAUGUUGAACAUGUGGUCUCGAGGGUCCUCUUGUCUUGCAUAAAAUUGACACAGAGAAAUGACCACUCAACACCAUCUGAAUCAGGAAACUGGGCAAAGAAGAUUUUAAUGGUUAUUAAUAAGAAUUAUUCUUCUGAACUUCAUCAAGCAGUUCGCAAGUUCUUGGAGGACUCCGAAACCCAAUCCAAGAAAAAGGGUGCUGUAUUUGAAACUUUAUAUAAGAUGUUGGAUGGGAACUUGGACUUGGCUACAUCAGAUUCAAAAAUUUGGUUUUCUCUGCAUCAUCCAAGGGCUGAAGUUCGGCGUGCUGCGCUGUCUGGUUUAAAGGCAUCUGGCUUUCUGAUUACCUCGGAUGUUGUUUCUGAGAGGUUUGGAACUAUUCGAGAUGCGAUUUUGUGCCAGCUUCAUGAUAAUGAUUUAACGGUUGUUCAAGCAGUUUUAGCUCUUGAGGGAUUAUCGGAAAUAAUAAGAGCUUCUGAUCUUCUUGAAAUGUUGGAUAAUUUACUUAAUAGAUGGGCUACCACCCAAAAAUCAAACUCUUCAGAAAAAUCUACUCUGGCUGGUGAUGUGGCGGUCUCAGUCCUGAAGAUUGCCAUCUCAAGCUUCCAAGGCCAGGCUGACUAUUCAAAAGAACUUGCUGCCAGGAUGUUUCCUUUACUCCUCAUGUUGCAUAAGACACGGAAGCUGAAUUGGAAGGUUUUGGAGUUAGCAAAGAAAAUGAACUGGCCAUUGUACCACAAUCUCAAUUAUAUCUCCACUGAAGAAAUGGAAUUACCACGUGAAGAAGUAUCUGCAGUCAAUAUGAAAAUUAUUAGCAGCCUGGCAGAAACAUUCACAGUGCACCCUGAUGAAUAUACUUCUUGGUUUACCAAGAGCUGCAAUAACUUUAGUCUGUCAAAGACUCUUUUCUUCUUGGUUGUGAUGCAGUCAAUUCUAAAUCGGGAGAAUGACAGUGGGCAAUUUUUGGCACUUUUUGAAGCUUGCUUCCCUGUUUUAAAAGCUGAGUGGCAAGUUCUUGAGUCUGCCGCUGAUGUUUCUGAGAACGAGUUCAAUAAGGAGAUGAUACACUGGGAUUGUCGAAAAUUCCUAGAUCAGCUAGCUGAUAAUGAUGUCAAUGCGUUAAACAGAGACAUUCUAAUUUGCGCCUUUUGGAGGUUACUGGAGGCAGUUGUUUCAGUAGCAGCUGCAGAUAUCUUGCUGGAUGAUAAUGGGCAGUGGGUAACCUGCAGACUUAGGGAUUUAUUUUCCUUCUUCGCAACCUCACAGUUGAAACAUGUUUUCAAGGAACAUCUUCACUACCUUGUAACAAAAUGCAACAUCUCUCCUGUUGAUUUUCUAUCUGGUUUUUUCACAAAUGAAGGUGUUCCUGUUGCUGUCCAAGUGGAAAGUCUUCACUGUCUUGCGUAUCUUUGUGUGGAGCCUGAUGAUAGAUUGCUGUUUCAACUUCUAGCCAAUUUCCCUUCUCUUCUUGUUCCACUUGCCUGUGAUAGCCAGGAUAUAAGAAUUGCUACCAUGGGCUGCAUUGAAGGACUCUAUGCGCUAUCGCGCCGCGUUGACUACUUAAGCAAGAAGAAUGGCAACAAUGCAAGUUGGAGUCAUUUUCUCGAUGAACUUUUAGGCCUAAUUGUCCAACAAAAGAGGGUGAUAUUAUCGGACAAGAACUUUCUACCUUCAUUAAUGACUUCCUUGCUUGGUUCAUCUUGUGUUAGUCUUCUAGUGCCAAGAAAUGUUGAACAGAGAUUUGAUCAAUCUACGAAGGAAAAGACUCUUGCUUUCAUCUUAGGUCAUGCUCUUCAACUUUCUGCAUUUGCGAAGCUAAUGAUUAUGUCUUUGCUCAAAGGACUGGGGAAUGCAAUAAUGUGUGUUAAAGAUGUUGAAACGUUUUUGGCUCAACUUUUGAAAAGACGAGGACAAUUUUAUUUUGAAGGAGAUAAGUCAUUCCAGAAACUGUCUGAAACUGAAGUCAAGAUCUUGUGUCUUUUACUGGAGUUCUGUGAUAUGCUUCCUUCAUCAUUUAAUGGACGUGCUGUUGAAGAUUAUUUAUUAAGGGCUUUGCAAUUGGAUGGGCUAUCUUCCGAAGAAUCUGCUGUUGCAGAACCUUGUGUAACUGUCCUGCAGAAGUUAAGUGGGCAAUUUUAUAGUGGUUUGUCAACUGAGAAACAGGGGCUUCUUUUUCGCGAGCUUGUGGUUUUAUUCCGGAAUGCUAAUGGUGAUAUACAAAAUGCAACUAGAGAGGCCUUGCUGCGCUUUAAUAUUACUUGCUAUACAGUAGUUCAGGCACUUGAAUUUAUACUCAAUCAGGAUAGUCUAAAAAAUGGUUCAGCAUACGGGAAGAAGAAAAAGAAAUCAAUAGCUUAUCAAACAUCAAAAUUGGAUAUUGAUGUUGUUUGUAAAGGAGAAACUGCAGUACAUAUGCUGAGCUCCCUGCUUGACAUAUUGAUGCUGAAGAAAGAUAUGGCUAACAGGGAAUCUCUUAUUGGGCCCUUGUUUGAGCUUCUUGGUAAAAUAUCUCAGAAUGAGUGGGUAGUUGCCCAAGAUGAAAAGGGAAUCCAAGCUUCAUCUGGCACUUCCGAGAGCAUUUCUACUACAAUGUUUUAUAUUCAACAGGAAAUUUUAUCAAUACUCGAACAUAUUAUUGCUUCAUCUAUAAAUGCAGUUCCGCUAAAGGAUGAGAUAACAAAUAAAAUUGACAUCAAAAUGUUGGUGGAGUGUGCACAUUCUGCGAAGGAUGGAGUCACACGCAACCAUGUUUUUUCACUGUUAUCUUCAAUUGCAAAGGUCAUUCCAGACAAGAUAAUGGAGCAUAUAUUGGAUAUACUUAUGGUUAUUGGAGAAUCAACUGUCAUUCAGAUUGACAGCUACUCACAGCAUGUGUCUGAGGAGCUUAUAUCUACAGUUGUUCCCUGUUGGCUGGCUAAGAGGAACAACACAGAGAAAUUGCUCCAGAUUUUUGUGAAUUUAUUGCCCGCCGUUGCUGAACAUAGGAGGCUGUCAAUUAUGGUAUACCUGUUAAGGACAUUGGGAGAACGUAACAGCUUGGCUUCAUUGCUUGUCCUCCUUCUCCGGUCCUUAAUUUCAAGAAAAGGAUCGUCUUACCUUGAUGAUACACAGAUUUUAGACAGUCUUAUGUCUUCUGUAAAGAGAGAGUGGGAGUAUGCCUUUGCUGUGCAGAUAUGCGAGCAAUACUCGUGCAUGAUAUGGCUUCCAUCUGCUGUUUUGCUGCUUCAACUUAUAGGAAAUGGCCAUGUGUGCCGAGAACUGUUUAUGGAAUUGCUAUUUGCAUUGGAUUUCAUUUUACAUAAAUUGCAAGAUCCAGAGUUAACGUUCAAGCUUGAAUCAGGCGAAAGUUCUGAUAGCAUCCAGGCAGCUCUUCAAGAACUCAUGGAGCAUGCUGUUUCUCUUUUACAUCUUAUCGACAAGAGAAGAAAGCAAAUAAGUAUUCCUGUUAUAAUGAGAAAAGAACUAAGAGUCUCUAUACAUGCUGUCUUGAGAACUGUCACAGCAGUUAUGAACCCUGCAGCAUACUUCAGAGGGAUAAUCAGUUUGCUUGGACAUUCAGAUGGAGAUGUGCAAAAGAAGGCUCUUGGGCUUCUUUGUGAGACAUUAAGGGAUCAUGAGUCAAAUAAAACAAAGCACAAGGGAAGAAAAGAACUGAAUGCAAAUUCAAGUACUGGUUGGCUCCAUAUGGAUGAGAAUUUACUCGAGUCUUUUCAUAAGAUGUGUUUGGAAAUUGUUGGGUUAGUUGAUGAUGUGAAGAAUGAAGUAGAUACUUCGUUGAAACUUUCAGCAAUUUCUACCCUGGAAGUUUUAGCGCACAGCUUUUCUUCUGAUUAUUCUAUCCUCAGUAUGUGCUUUCCAUCUAUUACAAGAGGCAUUAGCUCGCCCAAUUUGGCCAUUUCUUCUAGCUGCCUUCGCACUGCUGGUGCUUUAGUUAAUGUGCUUGGACCAAGAGCAUUAUCCGAGCUUCCUAGAAUUAUGAAAAAUUUGAUUAAGAUAUCUCAUGAAAUCCCUUCUCGGAGUGGCAAUGAUGACACCUCUCCUGCACUAUCAACUUCAAAAGAAUCAUUUAUGCAGUCUGUUCUUGUCACCCUGGAGGCGGUUGUGGACAAGCUUGGUGGUUUCUUACAUCCAUAUCUUGAAGAGGUUAUAGGACUAGUAGUGCUUGGUGUCGAGUAUACAACAGAAUCCAAGCCAAAGCUAAAACUGAAAGCUGAUGUAGUACGAAGGCUCCUUACUGAGAAAAUCCCUGUUCGACUUGCUCUGCCGCCUUUGCUGGCGAUAUAUUCUGAUGCAGUGAAGUCUGGGGAUUCAAGUGUGUCAAUUACUUUUAAAAUGCUAGUGGGCAUAAUUGGUCAGAUGGAUAGAUCAUCUGUUGGUGGUCACCAUGAAAAGAUUUUUGACCUCUGCUUGCGUGCUCUUGAUCUUCGUCGUCAACAUCCUGUUUCAAUUCAGAACAUUGAUAUUGUUGAAAAAAGUGUCAUUGAUGCUAUGAUUUCAUUGACUAUGAAACUCACCGAAUCUAUGUUCAAGCCUCUUUUUAUUAGUAGUGUUGAUUGGGCAGAGUCGCAUGUUGAAGAAAUUGAUAAUGAGGGUGGUGCAUCUGUGGAUAGAUCCAUUGCCUUAUAUGGUCUGGUGAACAAGCUUGCUGAGAAUCAUAGGUCCCUUUUUGUCCCUUACUUCAAGUAUUUGCUUGAGGGUUGUGUACAACAUCUCUUGGAUGCUGUCGAUGCAAAAAAUGCUGGUUUAACUCAAAAGAAAAAGAAAGCCAAAAUUCAGGAAGCAGGAAUGGAUGUAAACGGAAAAACCAGUCUGUUAUCACUUAAAACUUGGCAUCUAAGGGCGUCAGUUAUAUCAGCUUUACAUAAAUGUUUUCUGUAUGAUACUGGAAGUCUGAAAUUUCUGGACUCGUCAAAUUUUCAGGUUCUGUUGAAACCCAUAGUCUCACAGCUAGUUGUGGAGCCACCAACUUCUCUAGGAGAGCAUCCAGGCAGACCAUCUAUUGAGGAAGUUGAUGACUUAUUGGUUGUUUGUAUUGGUCAAAUGGCUGUUACUGCAGGAACUGACCUUCUGUGGAAGCCCCUGAACCAUGAGGUAUUAUUGCAAACUCGAAGCGAGAAGUUGCGGUCUCGGAUUUUAGGAUUGAGAAUUGUUAAAUAUCUUCUGGAUAAUCUGAAAGAAGAGUACCUAGUAUUUUUGCCUGAAACCAUCCCCUUCCUGGGUGAACUACUCGAGGACAUGGAGCUGCCUGUUAAAUCUCUAGCACAGGAUAUUCUCAAAGAGAUGGAAUCAAUGAGUGGUGAAAGUCUUCGUCAAUACCUCCAGUGAUUCUGAAUGCGUGGUGUGUCCAUUUUUUUAGAUUGGGGCACUUGUGUGGGUUAAACAGAGAUAGUCAAUGCCAAGCUAAUGUAUGUAAUUGUAAUGUUAUAUUUAUUAGAGUUAGGUCACAACCAACAAGCUGAAGCUUAUUAGUCGGUUUUUGAAAGGUUAGGAUGUGGGGAAAAGCUAUGGCUUUAAGCAUGUGAUAAAACUAUGUUCUGUAUCAAGCAAUGGCUUACAAGCUUCUCUUAGUUUUGUAAUACAUUCAGCAGUUUCUAAUAGAUCAAUUUUGUUUC